Adineta ricciae is the source of this 2085-nucleotide messenger RNA. Lineage: Eukaryota; Metazoa; Rotifera; Eurotatoria; Adinetida; Adinetidae. The record is from the annotation of a GenBank genome assembly.
AUGACAGGUGGAUCGAAUAUCAAGACGAAUACACGAUCGUCAGAAGUAAAAUUACAAGAGGAAAAACGUCGACUAGAAUUACUACAAGAAUCGUUAUCACGGUCAAAUGCGUUAACAAGUGGUAUGGUGUCCACAUUAGAUAACUUCGAACGAAAACUACAAUCUCUCGAUGAAUUAGUCACACCUGUCUAUGAAGCUACGAACGAAUUGCAUUUACUUUUAAAUAAUGUCGAUCAAAGUUUAACGUUAGUUGAUUCCGUCCUUCAUUACUACGACAUUUGUGAAGAAUUAACAACGACGGUUUCAUCCGGACCUGGUGGAAAUUUAGCAGAUUAUCUCGGAGAAUUAGGUCGUUUAGAAGAUGCAGUGAGGUAUUUUAAACGCACAGAAGCAACACGUGAACGCGAACGUGUUUUACGAUUAUUCGAUCUUGGAAGAAAACGUUUAGUAGAGGAAACAGACAAACUCAUUCUAAGAUAUGCUAAUCCGUUGCAACCGAAAGAAACACUUGAUUUAGUUGAAACAUAUGCAAAAAAUACAACUGAUCUCCAUGCCAUGCAGGAAGCUGAUAUGCGUAUAUUACAAAGUAUUAUUGAAUGGUUCAAUUCGCAUGGUUUUAAACAAGGUUUGAUUGAUUCAUAUGCAACUAAACGAGGAACAAUGAUUCGACGAUCUCUGCAACUUUUGGCAGAACAUUUAGGAAAAACAUCUGUUCGGCGUAUUUCAACUGUUGCUACAUCUAGUCCAAGUUUAUCUCAGAAAAGUACACAUAAUAACGAAACAUUGAAACGACAAGGAACAAAAAUUAGUGACAUGGGCCGUCGUUUGAUGCGUACGUCAGCACAUAGUACUGGAUCUCGCGGUACCAAUUCAUCUCUUUCGGCAUCGACGACAACUCUUGAAGAAAACACUGUAUUCGAUUCGAAUGAUGAUCGGGAAACGAAUAACUACAAGCUAUUACUAGACGCAUUUAUUGUACUUUUGCAACGUGACCGUGAUUUACUUAAUUAUGUGUUUAUGACCGAUUUGCAGUCAUUAGUAUUUACAAAACUAAUCGAAUUACCGUUGGUUUAUAUGCGCGAAGAAGCUCAAAGUUUAUGUGAAUCUAUCGAACGAUCACCACGCAAAAUAGACAUGGGAAAGUUCGCCAUUUAUGGCAUAUUUUCCAUUCUGAGGUGGUUUCUACGAUCAAGACCUGUGUUCGCUAAACUCUAUCAAGAAAGUGAUGUUGCACGUCGACAACAGUUUACCACACUGUCUGCUACAUUCGAACAAUCAGCAGUCAAUUGUCUUCGAGGAAUAUUAGAAGAGAUUACAACAGAUUCAUCACCACGAAGCCAAGGUGGAAAUGUUCAUCCAUUAACAUCCCAUGUCUUAGCGUUUAUGGAGGGUUUAUUAGCCUAUGAAGAUACAGCGACAAUUAUUGCUUCGCGCUAUGUUGAACAGCAACAGCAACGUUCGAGUAGUGGCGGUGCAUCAGGAACAGACAAAGGUCUCUAUGACUUAGGAACAUACUUUGCCCAGUUGGUUCGUGCGCUUCACGUGACUUUAUCAAAGAAAAGUGACGAUCACAAUGUACGUAAUGAUGCAACAAUGAGAGCAGUAUUUUUACUUAAUAAUGUCAAUUAUUUGCUUAAACGACUAGAAAAUUCGCCCCUUUUGGCUCUUCUACAACGAUGUCAACCAGAUCUGAAAUCGAAAUACGAAGCCGAUUUUCAAACGAGUCUACGAGAUUUUACUAAGUGUUAUACACCGUUGGUACUUCCUAUUCAACAAAUGCUUGAAUACGAUAAUAACCAUCACAUUCCCGAUGGCAAAUUACGCGAUCGUGAUCGUGAACAGUUGAAAGAAAGUUUUGCCGCAGUCAAUGCCGCUAUUGAUUCCAUUCGGCAACAGUUCAGUCAGUUCAUUAUUAGUGACGUGGAUCUACGUGAUCGUCUACGAAGCGAAGGCAAAGCAGCUAUCAUUGAUUUGUACAAACGGUAUUACAGUAAAUUUGCACAUAAAGAUUUUACAAAAAAUCGUGACAAAUACAUUCGUUAUGAGCCACGCGCAUUUGAGAUUAUCAUCGAAAAUUCGUUUUAG